AUGCCUGAAUCAACAUACAGUAAUGUUAUUUUGACAUUAGGAAAUGUUUUAUUACCAAGCGAAAAAUUAUAUCCAAAUCCCACUCCUUCGAUGCAAGAAGGUUUAUCGUGGGAUAUUGAAUAUGAUUUACGUUUAUUAGGCUGUGAAUUAAUUCAAACAGCUGGACUUUUAUUAAAAUUACCGCAGACUGCCGUAGCUACUGGUCAAGUAUUAUUUCAUCGUUACUUUUAUUCGUCGUCAUUCAUAAAACGUCCUAUGGAAAUUGUUGCUAUGGCAUGUACAAAUCUUGCUGCGAAAAUUGAGGAAAACGCAAGACGUAUACGUGAUGUUAUCAAUGUAUUCCAUCAUAUAAAACAAGUUCGAGCUGGAAAAACAAUUCGACCAUUAUUGAUAGAUCAAAAUUAUAUUGAUAAGAAAUUAGACGUAAUCAAGGCAGAAAGGCGAAUUUUGAAAGAACUUGGAUUCUGUGUUUAUGUUAAGCAUCCUCAUAAAAUGAUAACAAUGUAUCUGAAAGUUCUCGAAAAGGAACGUGAAAAACAUUUUGUUCAAAGAGCUUGGAAUUAUAUGAAUGAUAGUUUAAGAACGGAUAUUUUUUUACGAUUUACACCAGAAUCUAUAGCCUGUGCAUGUAUUGAUUUGGCCGCAAGAAACCUUCAAAUUCCAUUGCCGAAAAGUCCACCUUGGUUUGUUAUAUUUGGUGCAAAAGAAGAAGAAAUACGUUAUAUAAUGAUUGCAAUACUCAGAUUAUACAAACAUCGACCGAAACCAAUUGAUGAAUUAGAAAAAAUUGUCACUAGUUUACGUGAUAAAAUUCAAGAUGAACGAAAAAAAUUACGUGAAACACAUCUGAAUGAACAGAUAAUUAAACAACAACAAAUUAUUGAUUCUACAAGUGCCUCUAUGUCCACAACAGUGAUUACAAUGCAAAAUACAAGUUUACAAGAUGAUGCAUCUAUAAUAAAAACUACUCAUACAGAAACAAUAUUAACAACAACAAAAACUUCUAAUGGUGGUAAAAUAGAGAAUAUAUCCAAAGAAAAAUCACAUCGUGGUGCCGAUGAAGAUAGUUCAAGAGAAUCAACAAUGAAUGAUCGUCACAGAAGCAGUAGUCGAAGUAGUAGAAAACGUUCGUCAAGAUCUUCUCCGUCGCCUCUUCCACAAAAGAAAAGAAAAUAUCGAAGUCCAUCAAAAUCUAGAUCGCCAUCACCAUCUGCUAGUCGUAAAAGAAAACAUGGAAGAAAGAAAGAGAAAAAACGACGAUCACGUACAUUAACACCAUCGCCAGAUAAUAAUUAUUAUUCAAAUAAUCAAGAUAAACGUCAUAAAUCACAUCGUACAGUAUCUGUUUUAACCACAAAAAAUAAAACUAAUAGUAAACAUCAUUACCAUCAUCGACAUCAAUCACCGAAAGAAAAACAAACAAAUGAUUUUAAAUAUAAUAAUUUAAAAAUGUUAAAACAUGUUUUAACAGUAAAAAUAAAUAAAAUGUUAUUGGUAAAUGAUAGAAUUGAUUCAAAUGAAUUAAAUGAUAUUGAAAAUAAAUUAAACGAUUUAUUAUAUGAGGUAAAAAAAUUACAAAUAAAAUGGAAUGAUUAUAAUGAUGAUAUUAGAAAAAUAUUCAACAAUAAAUCAUUAACAACACUAUUUAUUGAACAAUUACUAUUAUGGGAUUAUAAUCCGAUACAUGAGAAGAAAAAUAAUUCAUCAGAUAUAUUAAACAAUAUGUUACAUUUUGAUAGUGAUCUGUAA
Didymodactylos carnosus is the source of this 1749-nucleotide messenger RNA. NCBI's taxonomy places the organism in Eukaryota, Metazoa, Rotifera, Eurotatoria, Philodinida, Philodinidae. The record is from the annotation of a GenBank genome assembly.